CUCUUUUUAGAAGAUCAAUUCGACGGCGAUGGUGCGGAAAACAGCUCGGAAGGCUCUGGAGUUGACAUUGAAGAGCUGGAUAACUUGCUUGAGGAAAAUCUACCGGAAGGCAUGAAAUCGAGCGGUCCCAAAGCCAAAGCCUAUGAAGAACGAUUCAAAGAGGUGCUGGAAGAGAAAGGCCGAAACCAUUUCGAGGUUCUUCCGGAAGGCUGGGUUCAAGCGACGCACGUUAGUGGCAUGCCUUUGUUUUUGCACACCGCUAGUAGAGUUUGUACUGCAUCAAGACCGUACUUUUUGGGCCCAGGGAGUGUGAGGAAACAUGAAAUUCCUUUAAGUGCCAUACCAUGCUUGAAUUACAGAAAAGCUUUGGAAAAGAAGACGAGCUUCGCAAAGAAAUUGAAGCAAACGCUGCAGCAGCCGAAGAGGCAAAAUAAUGCCAAUUCCAACGACAAAGAGAACCAAGAGACAGAAAAGCAGAUGCAUAAUCCUCAGCUGAGCAAAAUGAUUGCCAGUACGACAACGUUGGCCGAGGCCCAAGCCAAUGCAAAGAUGCUUCCCUUAAAAGUAACUGCCCGAAUCGAGACUGUAAAUGAAAACCUAACCCAGUCGCUAACGGCCGAUGUGUUCCAAGAGUACUGUAAAAAGCUGUUCAAAUUUAAAACCAUUCGUGUGAUGCGCUUUAAAUCGUGGGCUGCACGACGGAAGCUAACCAAGCACCGUAAACACAUGAAGAAUUUGCAGAGGCCUACGCUUCCCGAUGGGACCAAAUUGAUCACCUUCCCUGUGCUUCAUACCGAAGUCGAAAAAGGCACCACUCAUGUUCGGCCCAAAAAGGAAUGGAUCAUGAACCCGAAUGGAAAAAGCUAUGUCUGUAUUCUCCACGAGUACGUUCAGCAUGCUCUCCGGAAGCAGCCGAGCUACGAAUUCAAAGAACUUGAGAAUGCGGCCACGCCCUACUCGGCAACGGUUUCCAUCAACGAACUCAAGUACGGAACGGGGUAUGGUACGAGCAAAAAGCAGGCCAAAAGCGAAGCAGCCCGCGAAACGCUUGAAAUUCUAAUACCCGACAUGAAGGACAAAAUCACGAGCAAGGACGCCAAAAAGGACCAAAACGGAGCUGCCGAACAGCAACCGGAGGCUCGGAACCUGUCCGUAUUCGACGAGAUCAAAAUCGAAGAUCCCAGGGUGGCGGAAUUCUGCGCCAAGACGACUGAACCCUCGCCGCAUGCCAUUCUGCAAACGUGCCUGCAGAGGAAUUUUGGCCUCGGGGACGUUCAGAUCCAGUACGACGUGAAGGCGGGCAAGCACCGGAAGAACGAGUUUACGAUGACGGUUGGAAAGCACACGGCCACGGUGGUUUGCAAAAACAAACGCGAUGGCAAACAGCGAGCGUCGCAGGCUAUUUUACAGAUCCUACAUCCGCACAUCAAAACGUGGGGCUCGCUGCUUCGACUUUACGGCAACCAUUCGAUCAAGUCCUACAAGGAAAAGAAACAGGAGGAACAGGAAAUCACCGUUCUGCAGAGCAAGGCGGCCAUCAACCAACCAAACUAUGCCAUCCUACACAAGCUCAAGCUGGAAAUGUCCAAACUGGAGGAGCGGCAGAAAAAUGUUCGCGUCAUCGGAACUUUCGUCCCGGAUGUGGAUCUACCGUUGGCAUCCGGAUCCAAUCUGAAGAAUGUAGACUUGUAGGACGAGUGAACCAAAAGUAUUUCCGCACCUACAGAUUUUUUUUCGAAUGGUUUUUGUACAUUAUGAUUUUUCAAAAUUUUAUAUUCGACUGAUCUUAGGUUUUAUCUGAGUUUCAUUGUUGGAAAUUGAUUCGACAAGCCCAUGAUGGUGGUUCUUUCAGUCUAGAUCGAAACGAAAUAAAGUGUCGUAUUAUGCAAAUCCGUUUUGAGUUUUCAUUAUUGUAGUAAUUGUCACGUUUAUCCAGUGUUACUUACAAUUUGAUGUCUUACAAAAUAGUAGCUGACGGCGUGAAUCGUACAAAACUAAUUACUGUUUUUUUUGCUAUCAAUUGUGAGAGUUUUUAUUAGCGCAUGAUUUUUCUUAUGGUGAACAUAAUUAUCUACCGUCAAACGGGGUGACUUGCAACACUUUUCAAC
This is a messenger RNA of Aedes aegypti (yellow fever mosquito), 2108 nucleotides long. Its product is annotated as microprocessor complex subunit DGCR8-like. Gene Ontology annotation, cellular component: microprocessor complex. The record is from RefSeq and is a predicted model, not a curated record. Gene Ontology annotation, biological process: primary miRNA processing. NCBI's taxonomy places the organism in Eukaryota, Metazoa, Arthropoda, Insecta, Diptera, Culicidae. Gene Ontology annotation, molecular function: identical protein binding; heme binding; double-stranded RNA binding.